Molecule: messenger RNA, 1481 nt
Organism: Darwinula stevensoni
Lineage: Eukaryota; Metazoa; Arthropoda; Ostracoda; Podocopida; Darwinulidae
Source: the annotation of a GenBank genome assembly
UUAUGAGUGGUAAUACGUUUGGACAUGUGUUUGCUGUUACUAAUUUUGGUGAGUCUCAUGGAACGGCAAUUGGCUGUGUCAUUGAUGGUUGUCCCCCUGGUUUACUAUUAACAGAAGCGGAUUUGCAAAAAGACUUAGAUCGCCGUAAGCCUGGUACAUCACGCUUUGUCACGCAGAGACAAGAAGAUGACCUGGUUAAAAUUGUUUCUGGUGUUUUUGAAGGAGUAACAACAGGGGCACCGAUUGCUUUAUUGAUUCAGAACCAAGAUCAGCGUAGCAAAGACUAUGGUGACAUAGCUGUGACAUUUAGACCAGGUCAUGCAGAUUACACCUACUGGCACAAAUAUGGCAUUAGGGACUAUCGAGGUGGUGGACGUACAUCAGCACGAUUAACUGCACCAAUGGUUGCAGCUGGUGGGGUUGCCAAAAAGUGGUUACGUGAACACAAGGGUAUAGACAUUAAGGCAUAUUUGGCACAAAUUGGUUCGGUUGUUUUACCCUUCGAGAGUUGGGAUUUUGUUGAACAGAACCCAUUUUUUGCUGCUAAUCAAAGUGUUAUUGCCCAAGCAGAAACUUAUCUUGAAGACAUUCGUUUGGCGGGAAAUUCUUGUGGUGCUUUGGUUAAGGCCGUUGUGAGCCAUAUGCCAGUUGGUCUUGGACAACCGUUAUAUGACAAAUUAGAUGCAGACAUUGCUUAUGCGAUGAUGGGUAUUAAUGCCGUCAAGGCGGUGUCCAUAGGCGAUGGUUUUGAGGUGGUAACGCAGUUGGGAAGUGAGCAUGGUGAUGAGUUGACCCCUGAUGGUUUUAAAACGAAUCACGCGGGUGGUAUUCUCGGUGGAGUGAGCACGGGUCAGGAUUUGCGGAUUGCUUUGGCAAUUAAACCGACUUCUAGCAUUCUGAUCGAAAAAGAUUCGAUUGAUGUUGAGGGAAUGCCUGUCAAGGUAAAAACCAAGGGUCGUCAUGAUCCUUGUGUGGGUAUUCGAGCGAUCCCGAUUGUUGAGGCGAUGUUAGCUCUGGUGUUGAUGGAUCACGUGUUGCGAAAUCGAGCUCAGUGUCAUGGUGUGGAGGUGCAAACUCCUGAUAUUGCACUAAACUCACCACCGGGUUUGUUGGCCAUCUAUGAGGAGCUGACUAGCUUCGCUGAUGUUCACGUUGUUGCACCUGAACGAAACCAUAGCGGCGCCUCAAGUUCCUUAACGCUCAAUUUACCCUUGUCUGUGUAUCAGGCCAAUUGGGGGCCACAAAGAGGCUUUACUUAUAUCAAUGGUACUCCAGCCGAUUGUGUACAUAUUGCAUUGACCGGUUUAUUAUCUGUCCAGCCUGACCUUGUUGUUUCUGGAAUUAACCAUGGGCAAAAUAUGGGCGAGGAUGUGCUUUAUUCUGGAACGGUGGCGGCGGCCUUAGAAGGUUAUUUAUGUGGUGUACCUGCAAUUGCCUUAUCUCAGGUUGAUCGGGGGUGGGGGGAAUUGAGUAGUUGUGCA